AUGGAGGAAGCAGGAGAUUACACUAAAACACAGUGUCUGUGGACUCUCACUUUAGCCAUCCUGGCCUGGACCAACACCCCGAGAAAGAGUGGAGGAUUAGGGGAAAUCCACAUUCCGCUGUUGGCUGACCUCACAAAGCAAGUGUCAAGGGAUUAUGGGGUCCUGCUGGAGGGUCCUGGAAUUGCACUAAGGGGUCUUUUCAUUAUUGAUCCUAAUGGAGUGAUUCGACACAUGAGUGUAAACGACUUGCCGGUUGGACGAUCUGUUUAGGAAACCAUCCGCCUGGUAAAGGCCUUCCAGUUUGUGGAAACCCAUGGUGAAGUUUGUCCUGCCAGCUGGACCCCAAAGUCA
Molecule: messenger RNA, 351 nt
Organism: Carassius carassius (crucian carp)
Lineage: Eukaryota; Metazoa; Chordata; Actinopteri; Cypriniformes; Cyprinidae
Product: thioredoxin-dependent peroxide reductase, mitochondrial-like
Exons: 4
Coding region: 1-270 (89 amino acids)
Biological process (GO): hydrogen peroxide catabolic process; response to oxidative stress; cellular response to stress
Cellular component (GO): mitochondrion; cytosol
Molecular function (GO): thioredoxin peroxidase activity
Source: RefSeq, a predicted model, not a curated record